Messenger RNA from Nelumbo nucifera (sacred lotus), 2633 nucleotides. RefSeq names its product hyperosmolality-gated Ca2+ permeable channel 3.1-like. NCBI's taxonomy places the organism in Eukaryota, Viridiplantae, Streptophyta, Magnoliopsida, Proteales, Nelumbonaceae. The record is from RefSeq and is a predicted model, not a curated record. Gene Ontology annotation, molecular function: calcium-activated cation channel activity. Gene Ontology annotation, cellular component: plasma membrane.
AUCAUCAAUCUCCAUGGCCCUUCGGUCUCCUCCUUUAAUUUCCCGACACUUAACCGUUACUUUACUUGCUUUAAUGGACAAAUCAACGGCUAGUUUUCCUGGUUUUUAGAGAAAGGAAUUGCUUUACGAGGUUUACACCCACCACAACUGAACAAAAGCUUAAAGCUGUACUGUAGUAGAGAAGUGGAGAAGAGGAGAAGAGUAAGAAGGGGGGAUUAGAAGAGAGAAGAGAUGGAUUUAAAUUCAUUUCUGACGUCUCUGGGUACUUCGUUUAUAAUAUUCGUGGUGUUGAUGCUACUGUUCUCAUGGCUUUCCAGUAAACCUUCCAACAAUGUUGUCUACUAUCCAAACCGAAUUCUCAAAGGGUUGGAGCCUUGCGAGGGACCGAGGUCGAGGAACCCAUUUACUUGGAUUCGAGAGGCUGUUACUUCCACUGAAGCAGACGUCAUUUCCAUGUCCGGCGUCGACACAGCCGUGUACUUUGUCUUCUUGAGCACUGUAUUGGGUAUAUUGGUUUUAUCUGGCCUGGUGCUGCUCCCGGCUCUUGUACCAGUUGCUGCAACUGAUGAUAGUGUGGGCUUAACUCAGACAACCGGUAAUGGGAACUUCAGCAGCCUUGAGAAGCUAUCCAUGGGAAAUGUCAAAGCAAAAAGUCCAAGGUUGUGGGCAUUUGUCAUUGGAACCUACUGGGUUUCAUUUGUUACACUCUAUAUGUUAUGGAAGGCAUACAAGCAUGUUUCCGAGCUGAGAGCUGCUGCUUUGAUGGCUCCACAUGUGAAACCUGAGCAAUUUGCCAUUCUUGUGAGGGACAUACCUCCAGUUUCUGAAGGCCAAACUCGCAAAGAACAGGUUGACUCGUAUUUCAAAAUGAUUCAUCCAGACACAUUUUACAGAUCAAUGGUUGUCACAGACAAUAAAGAGGUCAACAAAAUUUGGGAAGAAUUGGAAGGGUACAGAAAGAAGCUUGCCCGUGCUGAAGCCAUAUUUGCAGAAUCUAAAACAACAGGCAAACCAGAAGGAACAAGACCAACAAACAGAGUUGGUUUUCUUGGUCUUAUAGGUAAAAAGGUAGACACGAUAAAUUACUGCAAUGAGAAGAUCAAUGAACUUAUCCCAAAAUUAGAGUCUGAACAGAAGCUGACCCUCAAAGAGAAACAGCAAGCUGCUGCCAUUGUCUUCUUUAAUAGAAGGUUGGCUGCAGCUUCUGCAGCUCAGUCACUUCAUGCCCAAAUGCUUGACACAUGGACAGUGACAGAAGCCCCUGAACCCCGCCAAGUAAUAUGGAGUAAUCUUAAGAUGAAGUUCUAUGACAGACAGAUUCGGCAGGAUAUUGUUUAUGUGAUUGUGGCAUUAACCAUAUUUUUCUACAUGAUCCCAAUUGGGUUUAUCUCUGCAUUAACAACCUUGAAGAAUCUGAGAAAGCUUCUACCAUUCUUGAAGCCAAUUGUGAACCAAAAUGCAAUUAAGACGGUAUUGGAAGCUUAUCUGCCUCAGAUUGCACUUAUAGUUUUCUUAGCCUUGCUGCCAAAGUUUCUUCUGAUUCUAUCCAAGGCUGAAGGGAUCCCUUCUGAGAGUCAUGCUGUGAGAGCUGCCUCAGGAAAGUAUUUCUAUUUCACUGUAUUAAAUGUUUUUAUUGGAGUAACAGUUGGUGGAACACUCUUCCAAACAUUCAAGGAUAUUGAGAAGCAUCCAAACAAUAUUGUGUCCUUGCUUGGGACUGGCCUACCUGGAAAUGCGACCUUCUUUCUGACUUUUGUGGCCUUGAAAUUCUUCGUGGGCUAUGGACUUGAGCUGUCCCGCUUAGUUCCUUUAGUCAUGUACCACCUUAAGAGGAGAUUUCUUUGUAAAACUGAAGCAGAGUUAAAAGAAGCUUGGGCUCCUGGAGACCUUGGUUAUGCAACAAGGGUUCCCAGUGAUAUGCUAAUCAUCAUAAUUGUCCUCUGCUACUCUGUAAUAGCUCCUAUCAUCAUUCCCUUUGGCGUGCUUUACUUUGGCCUUGGAUGGCUUAUUCUUCGGAACCAGGCUCUUAAAGUUUAUGUCCCAUCAUAUGAGAGCUAUGGACGGAUGUGGCCCCAUGUGCAUUCACGUAUUCUUGCAGCUUUGAUCAUCUACCAAAUUACCAUGCUUGGCUAUUUUGCAGUGAAGAAAUUCUUCUAUACACCUAUUUUGAUACCCCUUCCUGUAUUGUCCUUGAUGUUUGGAUUUGUCUGUUCAAAGAAAUUCUACAAAUCCUUCCAAUCCACACCUUUGGAAGUAGCCUGUCGGGAAUUGAAGGAGACUCCAAACAUGGAAUCUAUCUUCAGGGCAUACAUCCCACCUUGCUUGAGCUCAGAUAAAGUCGAUGAUGGGGAGCAAUUUGAAGAUGCUCUAUCAACUCAAGUUUCAAGAACAGGAUCAUUUGUUUGAUGUAAAUACAUGACAGCAUGUACUUUCACCUAAAUUAUGUGUUCUUUGACGUAUUGUAGCAUGACAACACAUCUGGUACUGAGAUUGGUCAUAUUUUGCUAUAUAUAUAUAUAUAUAUAUGCCCUCUAUCUAGUUUUCUUUGUGUUUGGAGAAUUUUAUUUUGUCAGCAGUGUGAAGAAUUUUCUCCAUUUCUUUAGUGCAAUUUCAGACAUCAAUUGAGAUUUUCA